GGGACCCGAGCCAGCGCCGCUCCAACCCGGCCUGGCCGCGCGCCCGGGCAGGCCUCCCGGGAUUGGAAGCCCCCCGGACGCGGGCGAGGACUGGCGCGGCGGAGCGACCCGGGGGAGGCGAGCCCUGCGGAGCGGCGGCCGCAGCCGGCGCCGGGAGGCGGUCACAGCCCCGGGGCGGGCGGGCAGUGGCGGCCCGCGGUUAUUUCUGGGCGCGCCCUGGUGCGCAGCGCUCGCAGCGGCUGCACGGCCCCCGCGCCCCCUGGGCCCAGCCCCGCGGCCAAAAUGCCUGCCCUGCACAUCGAAGACCUGCCCGAGAAGGAAAAGCUGAAGAUGGAAGUUGAGCAACUGCGCAAAGAAGUGAAGUUGCAGAGACAGCAGGUGUCUAAAUGUUCUGAAGAAAUAAAGAAUUAUAUUGAAGAACGCUCUGGAGAGGAUCCCCUGGUGAAGGGCAUUCCAGAAGACAAGAAUCCUUUCAAAGAAAAAGGCAGCUGUGUUAUCUCAUGAACAACUCCGGGGAGAAGCCUCAUCCUCCUUGGAGCAGCUCAUUUUCGGUUUCCCGCAGAAAACCACCAUGCCUUUUAAGGAAGAACAAGCAAAACUUAAAGGAGACUUCCUUAAGCACUAUAGAGAUAGAGUUGCGGGGGGGGAAAAGCAUGCACGCCUCUCAUCUUUGCUCACUUCGCAGAGUGGCAGAUGUAAAAUUAUGAAAUUAAGGAUGUUAUUUGUGCUUGAUUCGCCUCUUUUUUAAGUAUAUUGCUUGAUGCCUCAAAUAAAAUUUUAUCUUGGGAAAA
Molecule: messenger RNA, 791 nt
Organism: Oryctolagus cuniculus (rabbit)
Lineage: Eukaryota; Metazoa; Chordata; Mammalia; Lagomorpha; Leporidae
Gene: GNG11
Product: G protein subunit gamma 11
Biological process (GO): G protein-coupled receptor signaling pathway
Cellular component (GO): heterotrimeric G-protein complex
Molecular function (GO): G-protein beta-subunit binding
Source: RefSeq, a predicted model, not a curated record